AAUGAUGAUGCCGUCCUCCUGACCUUUAUGAAGUUAUACCAUGACGUCACAUUUUCGCUAUUGCCAGUACUGUUCGGUGUGCGCCGUACCACAAUCUCCAACAUCUUUAAAGAGUCUGUUGUGAUUCUUUCAAGCAUACUUGGACAUGCAAAUUUCUGGCCCGAAAAAGAUGUCGUGGUCAGCUGCCUCGAAACCUACUUCCGCGAGUACAAAGACACAAGGAUGGUGCUUGAUUGCACAGAAGUAGACAUCGAGCGACCGAAGGACCUAAUAUCGAGGCUGCUGACCUACAGUCACUACAAGCGGACAUACACAGCGAAGGUUCUCGUGAGUGAGACGCCAGGUGGCUUGAUUAGUUAUGGGAGCCCAGCGUAUGGUGGGAAAGCAUCCGACACCCAUAUCACAAAACACUGCCAGCUACUUCACAAGUGUACCCCACACGUCGACAGCGUCAUGGUCGACAAAGGCUUUCUCAUCAAUGAACUCUGUAAAGAGAAAAAUAUCAAAAUGGUCAGACCCCCUUUUCUGAUGGAAAAGCAGCUCACAGCAGAUGAAGCGAGGGCUAAUCAGUCGAUUGCAAGUGCCCGUGUGCAUGUGGAAAGAGCUAUACAAAGAAUAAAGCUCUACCGUAUUUUGAAAAGCCGAUUCGACCUGGAUCUUGUACCAUACAUUGACAUGAUUUUUACUGUAAUCACAGGCACAGUGAACCUCUCCAAGCCCUUGUUUAGCGAAAACAAGUUUCUAUUCAAGGGUGGUCAUAAUAGGCUCGCCUGUUAA
Molecule: messenger RNA, 777 nt
Organism: Ixodes scapularis (black-legged tick)
Lineage: Eukaryota; Metazoa; Arthropoda; Arachnida; Ixodida; Ixodidae
Exons: 1
Coding region: 28-777 (249 amino acids)
Source: RefSeq, a predicted model, not a curated record